AGAAGAAAGACUUUUUUGUAGGUGGGAUAAAGUAGGAUGUUCGCAGGAUUUCCCGCUUUGCAGUUAUUCUGCUUGCCACUCCAGCGCCCACUCCCUUUCUGCCUGCUAACUCUUGCCGGAUCUGUUCAGCUGUCCUCUUCGCAGUCCCUCUGCAAUCAGCGCCGCAGUAACUCAUCCCGCGUGCACUGCAGCAUCCGAGGCGCGAGGCGCGCGACUCCCAGCUGAACUGAGCCUGCGGUGCUGUGCACCUCAAAGUGACAAGAAGCAGGUACUUUACCUUGAAGCCAACUGAAGAUUCAAAACUAUUACUGAUCAUUUUUUGGAGCAUUUGGUGUUUUUCAUAAAUUGGAGCUCUUCACAGAUAGAAAUGUUAGGCAAGCUGAUCCUGUUUUGGAUGUGUCCUGCCAUUUUUGGCUCAUUCUAUAAUUCUGAAAUUGAUACAGAUGACACAAGGAACCUUAAUGUAAAGAUUACAGCUAACUCGCCUGUAAUGGCUUCCCUAGCCAGUACUCUCAUUCUUCCAUGCCAUCUUAUCAGUACUGUUCCUAGCACUAAUGUUUUUGAAGGAAGAAGGAAAGUGCUUAGCACCCCACGGGUGAAAUGGACUGUCAUCAGUGAAGGUCGUGAGGCAGAAAUUCUGGUAGCAAGGGGCUUACGCGUCAAGGUAAGUGAGGCUUUCAAAGGUCGGGCCUCCCUUCUGCAAUAUCCUGAAGACCUGAAUAACCUCACCCUUCAGUUGGAAAUGCUAGAACCCAGUGACUCUGGAAUAUACCGCUGUGAAGUACAGCAGGGACUGGAAGAUAGUCAUGAUAUUGCUGAGGUCAAAGUUAAAGGAGUUGUAUUUCACUACCGUGAUGCUUCCAAUCGUUAUGCCUUCACAUUCAGCAGGGCCCAGCAGGCAUGCUCUGAGAUUGGAGCAUCCAUUGCCACACCUGACAAGCUAAUAGCAGCCUAUAACAGUGGCUAUGAACAGUGUGAUGCUGGCUGGCUUUCAGACCAGACCGUCAGAUAUCCAAUCCAUAAUCCUCGUGAUGGUUGCUAUGGUGAUAUGGAUGGCUUUCCAGGAGUAAGGAAUUAUGGAGUACAGGAUCCAGAAGAACUGUAUGAUGUUUAUUGCUAUGUGGAAGACUUAAGAGGUGAAGUUUUCCAUAGUACUUCACAAGACAAGCUUACCCUUGAAGAAGCAAAAGAAUAUUGUGCAGAGAGAGGAGCAGAACUUGCCACUACAGGACAAUUAUAUGCAGCCUGGAAUGAGGGCCUAGAUCACUGUAGCCCAGGCUGGCUUGCUGAUGGCAGUGUCCGUUAUCCUAUCAUAGUACCCAGAGAACGUUGUGGUGGAAACCAGGCCGGUGUUAAGACUGUCUAUCUCCAUCGAAAUCAGACUGGAUUUCCUGAACCAUCUACUCACUACGAUGUCUUUUGCUUUCGAGGUAAUGAUUUGUCACAAGGAUACACUGACUCUACACUGGGCUAUCAAGCAACUGAGCCAGAACAUGUGGAUGAAGUUUCCCCAUUAAGAGAUGUUUCUGAGGAGCUUAAUGUGGCUUUAGAACAAGGGGAAAUGGAAGCCAAAGGGUCAUUGGAUUCUUUUCGUCUGAACAAAGAGAUGGUUGCUUUUGAACCAACUAGUAUAGAUGGCUUCACUCCAGAUUACUCAGUUUCUGAAACAUCUUCAGGGACCUCUAGUCCAAAUUUAUCAACAAUUUUGUCUCCGGAAAAACUAAGUUUAGCACAUGAAAGCUCUGAGCCUACUUCAUCUGCAGAUCUAGACAGUCACCAGUUGAAUCACUCAGAGUCAAUGCCAAAGAAAUACAAGAGUCCUGAAAUCGAAGACACUGUUAAGGAUUAUGAGCCCCUUCUUGGAGAAUACAUGACCUCUGAAUCUUCCACAGUUCAGUCUAAUGUUUCUGUAGGUAAUCCAAAACAUUAUCAGCCAAUGCCAGAAACAAAUAUUGCCUCAGUAAACUAUACAAAUUUAUCAGCAUCUUCGGUGGGAAACCCUAAACAUUAUCAGCCAAUGCCAGAAACAAAUGCUGCCACAGAAACUGUUUCAGUAAAACCUAAAUAUUAUGAGGGAAACCCCAAACAUUAUCAGCCAAUGCCAGAAACAAAUAUUGGUUCCACAACUUCUACAAUUCAACAAGAAGUCUCUGGAGAAAGCCCUCACUCAUAUCAUCCAAUAUCAGCAGAAAUAAAUCCAUCCUUAGAAGUUCCACAUCAAACCGAAAUAUUGGGAUUAAACCAUCAAACAUAUCCACCUACAGCAGAAACAAAUAGCACAGAAAGGCCUUUAAUAUUUUCUCUAAAUGAAAAAUCAGAAGCAAACCUACAAACAGCAGACAGUUUACAUGCACAUGAAGGAGAUGAAAAAUCAAGCGUUGCCAAAGAACUUGAAGAAUCCCAUAAAGAAGCUCCUGGCUCUUCUGGUGCAGAUGUUUCUGGAUCUAUUCUGGAAUUAUCAGGCUAUGUGCCAUCUGGUCAUUCAGUCACAAAGGAAUUGACGAGGUUGCCUGAAAAAGUAGAGUCAACAACUCCCUUGGACAAUCUUGAAGGAACAUCAGUUACAGUUUCUAACACUGAGUGGCCUAGUGAAGGUUCACUACAGCCCACUUCUUCUGGAUCCAAUGAGAAUAUUCCAUUAAUCAUAGUGACUUCACAUACACCCUUUGUUGAAUUUACUUCUUCAUUGCCAACUAAAAUCAAGGAUACUGUCUCAGGUGAUCUGGAGAGGGAGAUUCAUGAAACAAGCACAUCUCAGGAUCAGCAGUCACUUUACAAGGCUAAUAAACUAGAAGGAUCUUCUGAUGAUGAAGAACUAGGAUCCUUAGAUUUUAAAAGUUUACCCAAGUUUGAAGGUUCUCUAGAGAAAAAUGUGCCAGAAAUGCAUCAAGUGGAAAAAAGUUUAGAUACUUCUGGAAUAGGCGAGACAUUUAAAACAGAUGUUUACAGUAGUCAAACAGGUGUGGGAAAUGAGCCUUCUGGACAAUCAGGCCUACAUGAGCCCAUAUCAGCUUCAGGAGAAACCACAGUGUAUCCAGUCACAACGAUUAUGAUACCCCACAUGUCCGGUGACGGUUCAGGGAUGACUAAAUCCCCUCUGAAGGUAGAGUUUAGUGGUUAUCCUCAGGAAGAAAAAUCUGAGCUUGAUAUUUCAGGUUCAUCUACCACACUUUACACUGUGACUAGUUUCAGAGAAUUACUGAAAGCUACUGGCACUGUUAAACAAGAGGCAGCAGGAGAAGUAUCUGGAUUUCCAAUACAUGAAUCUGGCAGCGUCUCUUAUCAUGAUGGUAGUGCUUCAAUAUUUACGGAACCACCAAGUGGCCACAAGCAGAUUUCAAUUACACUUUUUCCAGAUGAGUUACAAACACCCUCUGGUAAAAUCCAGCCUUCAGUGAUACCUCAGGAAUCAAAAACUGCAGAAUCUGAAUACAGUGGAGACCACAUUACUGCAACAGAUGUCCCUGCUUCAGGCAGUUUAGAUGACAUGGGCAAAGAGACAUUUACAGUUACAGAUGGUUCCUCAUCAGAUACAGCAACAACAACUGCCUCUUUGUUGUGGACUUUUUCAACACAGCCCACCACCACCACACAUAUUUCUUUACAGGGGCCUACCACUAACUUAGUCACUUAUCAAACAGUUGAAAGUUCAGAAGACAAUUUAGAAACAACUUUGUCACCGACAUCACCUACCAUUAAAAGUACGACUGUGACAGAAUUUGAAUUGACAGUGCAAACAGAAGAUCUCUUUGAAGAGGCCACCAGACAUGAAGAAGAAGAAGGUACUCCUUCUACACUUACUGAGUUUACAAGCAAGCCUACCCUCCCUGCUUUGCCCACGGAAAGGGCUGUUCUUGGGCAUGGAGAGAACCUUUCAGAUGCUUGUUUAGAAAAUCCAUGCAAGAAUGGAGGGACCUGUGUGGAGGUAGGAGUUUCAACAAAGUGCCUCUGUCUGCCCAGCUAUGGAGGGGAACUUUGCAAGACUGACUUGGAGAAAUGUGAAGUUGGCUGGGAGAAGUUCCAGAGCUUCUGUUACAAGCAUUUCAUCCACAGGCAGAGCUGGGAGUUAGCAGAGCAGCACUGCCGAACAAGUGGCGGUCACCUUGUCAGUGUUAUGAACCCAGAGGAGCAAGAAUUCAUCAACAAUAAUUAUAAAGAAUACCAGUGGACUGGUUUAAAUGACAAAACCAUUGAGGGUGAUUUUCGCUGGUCUGAUGGGAAUCCAUUGCUUUAUGAAAAUUGGUAUCAUGGACAACCUGACAGCUACUUCCUAUCUGGAGAAGAUUGUGUUGUCAUGGUGUGGCAUGAUGGAGGACGAUGGAGUGAUGUUCCAUGCAACUAUCACUUAUCCUACACUUGUAAAAAGGGCACUUCCUCCUGUGGACAACCACCUGCUGUGGAAAAUGCCAAGAUUCUUGGCACACCACGUUCGCAGUAUGAGACCAACUCUAUGACACGGUAUCAAUGCAAGGAGGGCUUCCUGCAGCGACAGAACCCUAUCAUCAAGUGCCUGUCCAACGGCAAGUGGGAGGAGCCACAGAUAGUCUGCGUCCCGGCUAACAGUUCUACAGAAGACAAGACACCUAUAGUUUUGCAGUAGGCAGACACUGUGGAAGAAUGGGGGAAGAAAAGAAGAAUUUAAACCACCCUGAACACAAGAACUGUGCCCUAUCCCUACUGAGUAGUGUCUCCCCUCUGUUUAUCAGACUGGAGUGAAAAACAAGAAGAGAAACUCACCCCUUUAUUGACAAACACCAUGCCAUGCCACCACCCCACCUUUCUGAUUGAGGGAUUAUUAAUACAAGGUGAAAAAGUAUAUGAUGGCCACAGUUGUGUUUAGCAAACAAGUUAAAAAAAGCACUUUACAUCUGGGGUGGAAGGGUUUUACGAGUAUAGUGUUUUCCCAGAGACUUCUUUUGGUGAGUGCUAGUUCUUUGCAUUUAUUUAAUCAGAAGUGCAAGUGAUUGCAUCAAAUGCAGUUGAGCUUUUUCCCACCCAUUUUUGCACAGCAUAUUUUUUGGGAAGUCUAAAGCAGUUCGAACAGCCCUGCCCUAGCGUAGUGCUUAUAAGCCAAUUCAGAAAUGCUGUGGUGCCAGUGCCUAACCACGGUGUGCGCUGUAUGCAGACAAAUCGUGUAACGUGCAUAAGUUAAAAUCAGUAAAACAAUGCUCCUUUUCAGUAAAGACAUGCAGCUACAACUUUUCAUAUAAAGACGGUCUCAGUCAAUGACCUCCCAUACACUUUGUAUGCUUCCUUUUUCUUGUUAUUAUAGUGCUUAGCUUCAGCGGCCGUGAGAGAAUGCCUGAUUGUUAGCACUGAAAGCAGAUGCUCGUCCACUGAUGACAGCUCUGUGUCUUUCACUCAGACCUUUUUAUUUUAUUUUUUUUGCCUUCCUUCCUGUGUGAAGUAUGGUAACCAUAAGGUUUUUUUGUUUCUCACGGCUGCACACUCAUCUUCCUGGUGCAAUCAGGACAGGGUUGACGCCCUUUCUUAAAACAAUUUGUCUUUAAACCUUUCUUUUACAGUAUAUAUAGGAUGUUGGGCUAGAGGCAUCACCCAGACAAAGGAUGCUACACUGUUUCAAAAUUUAGUGCAUUCCUAAUUUAAUACUGUUAAACUUCUCUGAUAUGUACUACCUGCAAGAAAAAAGUGAGCAAAUGUGGUUUUGUCCAGUUCAGCAUUUGUGUUUGAUAAUAAUAUGCCACUGUUUAAUUGAUGUUUAAUUUGACUUCAUCUGCUAGUAUGUUAACUGGUGUCUGGAUUGAGAUAAACAUAAUUGCCAAUAAAUGUCAACAAAACAAAACUAAA
Messenger RNA from Polypterus senegalus (gray bichir), 5808 nucleotides. It is a transcript of the gene bcan, whose product is annotated as brevican. The coding region runs from base 368 to 4600 and encodes 1410 amino acids. The record is from RefSeq and is a predicted model, not a curated record. The transcript has 14 exons. Lineage: Eukaryota; Metazoa; Chordata; Cladistia; Polypteriformes; Polypteridae. Gene Ontology annotation, molecular function: hyaluronic acid binding. Gene Ontology annotation, biological process: cell adhesion.